ACCUGCAGGUGACGAGCUGGUGCUUCAUUAACAGAUCUUUACAGCGCUGAAGGUUUCAGGAGCCUCAAAGUGAAGCUAAAGGAGAUUUACUUACUGUCUCGCUCGUCUGUUAUUUUCUGGAGUUUCACAGAAAGCGGAGAGAAGUUUGUCCUCGGUCAGAGCUGUGGAUCUGAUCUCUUCUACCUGAUACAGAUUUGCAGGAUUUAUUGGAGACCUGUCUGGGGUUGUGUUUGAUCUCUGCGGUGGAUCUUGCAGUGGGAGGCUCGGUAGACUUUGUGUUUGUGUUUGUAAGAGGAGGAUGAGCAGUUUCCUCUUCUUCAUCCUCCCCGCUCUGGGUGGAUACGCUCUGACCUCGGUGUACCUGCUGAAGAACCCGCUCGUUCUGCACAGGAGGAAACGCACGGCAUUCUACUGCACCCACAUCUCACACAGAGGAGGAUGUGGAGAGAGGAUAGAGAGCACGAUGGAUGCGUUCACACAUGCCGUUGAGCAGGGCACGCAGAUGAUCGAGCUCGACUGUCACCUGACACACGACGGACACGUGGUGGUGUCGCACGACGAGAACCUGCUGAGGCAGACCGGACAUGACGUCAGCAUGUCCUCACUAAACCUACAGGACCUUCCUGUGUAUAAGGAGAGACUGGAGGUGACGUUUUAUGCAGGUCGUUUCAGCAGCGGUGCAGACAGGAAGUUCGCUCUGCUGGAGGAUUUGUUCAGGAAGUUCCCUGAGAUCCCAGUCAGCAUUGAGAUCAAAGAGAACAACAGUCAGCUGAUUGAAAAGGUGUCUGACCUGGUUAAACGCUACAACAGAGACGAGCUCACUGUUUGGGCCUCCGUGAACUCCAACAUCAUGGAGCAGUGCCGCAGGACGAACGGCUCGAUGCCGUACAGCUUCACCAUGAGCCGAGGCGUCCUCCUCCUGCUCCUUUUUUACAGCGGCCUGCUGCCCUUUGUGCCUCUGGGGGAGAGUUUACUGCAGUUCUACCUGCCGCACGUCAUCAACAGGACGUUCAUCCCUGAGAAACGCAUCCUGAGGAACAGACUGAUCAUCUCUCUGUUGGAAACAGUAACAAUGAGGAAAAGUCUGUUCAAUCACCUCGCAGCCCGAGGGAUUCAGGUUCAUCUGUUUGUGUGUAAUGAAGAAGAGGACAUAAAGGCUGCGUUCGAAGUCGGGGCCACCGGGGUGAUGACCGACUAUCCAACUCUUCUGUCGAGUUACCUCAGCAGGAACACAAACCAGAGCUGAGCCCUGACACAUCGAGAACUACAACACACUCAGGAAACAGCAGCUCUAAGAAAAAGAAACUGUGAAAGAGAAGAAACACAAGGAAACUGUGAGUCCCCUCGUGUGACUGUCAGACUUGUUGGACAACACGAACACGGCCCAGAGGUUAAAGGUCAGGGACUUAAUGAGCUGAGGGGACACCUAGCAAACAGCUAGCAGCUCCCACCUGUCACUAAAAGAGGCCACGCCCCCUAAUUCUACAUCCAAAAUGUAAGAGGAACAAAACUGUCUCUUAUCUCAAACCUCAAACUGUGUUGAUAGAUUUGUCUUUUAUCUUGUCUUUGUGACGGCCUCCACCAACAGUCUGUUGAGUGUUAAAGACAUACACACUCAUUUCCUUUCAUUUCUGUCCUUAGUUUGCACAAAGUGAAGCUGUGAUUGGAGCUGGAGUUGAUCAUUAACCGGGUGAUCUGUGUCGCCUGACGUCUCUUUUCUCCUGAUAAGAGAGAUAACGUGACUUUGUUUUGACUCACUGAUUUUAUAUUCGAUCAGAAAACGCUGAUUUUAAGAAAUAAAGAACCUGGAGUAACGUUCA
Messenger RNA from Labrus mixtus (cuckoo wrasse), 1820 nucleotides. It is a transcript of the gene gdpd3a, whose product is annotated as glycerophosphodiester phosphodiesterase domain containing 3a. The record is from RefSeq and is a predicted model, not a curated record. Gene Ontology annotation, cellular component: endoplasmic reticulum membrane. Gene Ontology annotation, biological process: glycerophospholipid catabolic process. Gene Ontology annotation, molecular function: phosphatidylcholine lysophospholipase A1 activity; phosphoric diester hydrolase activity. The transcript is spliced from 10 exons. The coding region runs from base 299 to 1246 and encodes 315 amino acids. NCBI's taxonomy places the organism in Eukaryota, Metazoa, Chordata, Actinopteri, Labriformes, Labridae.